ACCAUGCACAAAGCUAACGGCCACGGUACCCCAAGAAAGAGAGACCGUCUGCCUAUACCUCUCUCCAAACAUGUGUAAGGUGGCCUGCAUUGGUACUUCCAGGGCUCUUGUGGUCACACUCCUGGUGGGGAUUCUCAUGUCGGUCACCGCGCCUCGAGCCGAGGCAGCUCGUGCAUUCUUCGUGUUCGGGGAUUCGCUCGUGGAUAGCGGCAACAACAACUAUUUGGCCACCACCGCCCGCGCCGACUCUCCACCGUACGGCAUCGACUACCCGACUCACAGGCCCACGGGGCGGUUCUCGAAUGGCUUCAACAUCCCGGACAUUAUCAGUGAGAAAAUUGGAUCAGAACCCACAUUGCCGUACCUAAGCCCGGAACUGACCGGACAAAGGCUACUUGUUGGCGCCAAUUUCGCUUCGGCCGGGAUCGGAAUCCUCAACGACACCGGAAUUCAGUUUGUAAACAUCAUACGAAUCGCCAGGCAAUUGCAAUUAUUUCAGCAGUAUCAGCAGAGGUUAGGUGCGCUCAUCGGCCCGGCUCAGGCACGGCAGCGAGUGAACCAAGCCCUCGUCCUCAUCACUCUCGGCGGCAACGACUGGGUCAAUAACUACUUCUUGACCCCCAUAUCCGCGAGAUCGCGCCAAUUCACCAUCCCGGAGUACUCCCGAUAUAUCAUCUCCGAGUACCAGAAAGUUCUCAGGAGGCUUUACGAGUUAGGGGCUCGGAGGGUUUUGGUCACCGGCACGGGACCGUUGGGCUGUGUCCCGGCCGAAUUAGCCAUGACGGGGAGCAGGAACGGGGAAUGCGCACCCAGGCUGCAGCAGGCGGCCGCGAUAUUCAACCCAGAGCUCGUCCAAAUGCUUAAGGAGCUCAACCGCGAGAUAGGCUCCGACGUGUUCAUUGCCGCCAAUGCCUUUCGAAUGAACAUGGACUUCAUCAACAACCCCACCAAAUUCGGUUUCGUGACCUCGAAAGUGGCGUGUUGCGGACAAGGCCCCUACAACGGACUAGGGUUAUGCAACGUGGCGUCGAACCUGUGCCCAGAUCGGAAGGUGUACGCAUUCUGGGACCCGUUCCACCCUUCGGAGCGCGCGAAUCGGCUCAUAGUCGAGCAAAUCUUGAGCGGGUCCACCCAGUACAUGAGCCCCAUGAACCUGAGCACCAUCAUGGCCUUGGACUCUCGCACUUGACGGUGACGGCUCUCCGUGCAUGGAUAUAUUCGACCCAAUUACUAGUUCCAUUUUCUCAGUGUUUUGUGGAAGUCCAUUAUGCAAGAGGGUGUAUUUUCUAGCGUUUCUUCUCUUUCAUUUCUCUUUGGUUAGGGACGAAUUUGAAGUGUACUUAAAUGUGGCUGUGCUUAGCGUACUUGAAUAAUGUUGGAUCAUUGAGUCAUGUUCCUCUAGCUCCUAUAUGUCAAAUUUUUUU
Messenger RNA from Rhodamnia argentea, 1424 nucleotides. Its product is annotated as GDSL esterase/lipase At4g28780-like. NCBI's taxonomy places the organism in Eukaryota, Viridiplantae, Streptophyta, Magnoliopsida, Myrtales, Myrtaceae. The record is from RefSeq and is a predicted model, not a curated record. Gene Ontology annotation, molecular function: hydrolase activity, acting on ester bonds. The coding region runs from base 71 to 1189 and encodes 372 amino acids. The transcript has 5 exons.